AUGAUCUGCUACAACAGUUGUCCACUAUCAGUCUCAAUCAAACCACUACCACAUCCAGUAACAACAGCGGCUACGGCAACAACAUCAGUAGCAGGUCGUAUAGAUGAUUCAACGACGUCAGCAGCAGCAAAAGAAUUUACAGAUACUGUCCGUAAGUUUUCGAGUGAUACCACUCUUGAUCCAUCACCUUUACUAUAUGGUCAACCCACCACUGUUGCUGCUACCGCGAGCGAUGUCGUUUUUGUUAGUUUUAAAUUAGGGAGUCUUAUCUUGUCUGGCAGCUAUGUGAACUUACCGCUGCUGUUGUUACCAUAUGACGGAUCACAAGCUAAAGACUUCGACAUGGACAUAGGAAAAGUAUUUCUACUGCCGAAAUCAGGUGGUGAUCCUUGCUUGCGUCGGAUACUAACGCUACCGGAGUUUUUAUUGGCAUGGUUAAAAUAUACCACCAUUUUUUGCGAAGUGUAUGAACAGAGACGACAGAAAUUAAACAAAUAUCAGACUCAAAUCAUUAGUAUGGCGCAACGUUUUCCAGGUCCAUCCUUUUAUUUUUAUCAUUGUGAAUUUGCGCGAAAGGAUGACGCUCUUUUGAGCAAAACUG
Didymodactylos carnosus is the source of this 601-nucleotide messenger RNA. Lineage: Eukaryota; Metazoa; Rotifera; Eurotatoria; Philodinida; Philodinidae. The record is from the annotation of a GenBank genome assembly.